Molecule: messenger RNA, 5789 nt
Organism: Apis cerana (Asiatic honeybee)
Lineage: Eukaryota; Metazoa; Arthropoda; Insecta; Hymenoptera; Apidae
Gene: TP53INP
Product: Tumor protein p53 inducible nuclear protein
Biological process (GO): autophagosome assembly; positive regulation of DNA-templated transcription
Cellular component (GO): autophagosome; nucleus
Source: RefSeq, a predicted model, not a curated record
UUUUUUAAAUCCGAGAUUCGAGUCAAAAAGAAAAUAUAUACUUCACUUUCUAUAAAUUAAAUCGAAAGUUGUUUCUCUAAAGUAUUUAAACAAUUCUUUCUCGUUACAGAUAUUUACAAAAAUAUUCAAUUAUCGUGUAAUCUAACGCUAUCUUUACUUUUACUAAAUAUCGUCUUGCAAAGAAUUACGAAAAAAUUUCCAUUCAAUCCUAUCAGUUGCUAUCAGUUGCAUCAUUUUCUCUAACUAUUCCACAUCACUAAAGUAAAAACCCCUCCUCAAAAAUACAGGUAUUUAUAAAAAUAUUCAAUUAUCGUGUAAUCUAACGCUAUCUUUAUUUCUACUAAGUAUCGUCUUACAAAGAAUUACGAAAAAAUUUCCAUUCAAUCCUAUCAAUUGCUAUUAAUUGCAUCAUUUUGUCUAAUUAUUCCACUACUAAAGUGUAAAAAACUCCUCUUCAAAAAUACUUCUAUUAAGUACCGUCUUGCAAAGAAUUACGGAAAAAUUUCCAUUCAAUCCUAUCCUAUCUUAGUUACAAUCAGUAUAUAUAUAUAUGUAUCAUUUUGUCUAUUCCAUUGUCUAACAACUAAAGUAAAAACCUCUCCUCAAAGUACUCAACACAAAAUAAUUUUCUUCGUCAACGAUAUUUAUAAAAGUAUUCGAUUAAUGCGACUCUGUAACACUCCCAUUGAAUAAGUGUUAGAAAGCCGAAUUCACGAAAAGUUUCUGUUCAAUCCUAUGGAACUUAUGACAAUUCUUGAGUAGCGAGGAAGGGAGGAGGGGAGAGAGUGGGGGAAGCGAACGACAAUUUGCCAGUAGAGAGAACUACUGGCGAAGCAAGUAAACAGUGUGCAACAGUGUUGACGCGAGUGGCUCGAUAAAUAGCGAAACGCAGGCAUCGGUGUCCCAUUUGCGGGGAAGCGAGCCGUUCUCACGCGCGUUUUUCCAUUGCGCAACGGUCAUAAAGGCAAUUACAAGGCCUCUCGCGAUAUACACGCUCACGAUCGUCAAGAGGGGCUGAAGAGCAAGAAGGUCAGGAUGCUGAGCAGCUUGGCAAACUACUUACUCGGAGGUAAUAUCUCCGGCGCGCAAGAUUCACGGGAAAGGUCCAAUAACGAAAGCCCGGAGUCCCUUCCAGUAAUAGCGAGGCUCAGUCAGGUGGAGGUUGAGGGCGAAGACUGGAUCCUCAUUGACCGUGCUGUUGAGGGCGCGACGGCGCUGGAGGAGUCGUGGUAUGUAACGCCACCCGCAUGUUUCACACGGGCGGGCCCCGUGAACGUAGAAACAUCACCGCUAGAGGACCUGCUGAUAGAGCAUCCCAGUAUGUCCGUGUACCGAGCCACAGCGUCUCCGGUCGCCCCCGAAACCCCACCGCCCACGCCUGACGCGUCGGAAGACGUCGUCGAGGAGGACGUUCUGCCCGACCUGGUCUCCAGCGCCCCGGACACGGCAGCCGCAGCUUCGCCGGAACGUAGCCCCAGGAGAAGCGAGGACGAGCGACAAGCAACCCGUAGAAGACCAGCCAUCCACGACGGAAGACCUGCCGUUGAUCGCGCCCGAACCGAGAAGAGGAUAGCCCAGCUUCGUUCGGCCUCGCAGAAAGUUUUCGAGAAGAGGUCUACCCAAGCGUUGAAGAGAGGCCGUCUGGAGAGGAGUAACAAACUGAGGGAGGUGUUCAGUGUAAAAGGCAAGCGGCCACGCCGCCAGGACCGCUUGCGUAUCCAGAACAGUGGCGCAAACAACAACCGGAAAUGCUAGUCAUUCGAUCUCAGACCAAGGUGUACUCAAAUACUUUCUUCCUGAAAAAAAAAACGCGAUUUCUGGCGUUUUUGACUCAUUGAGCUCAGGCGACUGAGAUUUAAGUGUUCAUCAAUUACUUUCAGCCUACAUUCGCAUAUAUCAAUUAUGCCUAAUGUAUAAACUGAACGAUAAACAAAAAGGCGAAUUAGAUAGCAAGAGGAAAGGUCAAGUCGAUAAAAAAGAAUAUAUGAAUGAACAAAGCAUACAAAUAUUAAUUCAAAAAAGAAAGGAAAGAAAGAAAGAAAGAAAGAAGAAAAAAUAAAUCACGUGGAGACGCCAUAGAGAUCUGUUCUUAUAUGCGUACUCCCUUAUCGUGUUUUAUAUAUUGCUUCUAUAUUGCUUCUUCGCAUACAAAAUGCUCUCGAGAAUUGUUUUUCUCCAGAUAUUAUACGAAGAAAGCGAACAAUAGAGUGAAACGAGAAAAAGAAAUAAAAAAAGCAAUUCGUCUCUCCAACAACUCGAUACGAACUUGAUGUCUUCUGCUAAUCGAGAAGAAACGUCGUCUGAAGAAGGAAAAUGAGGGGGGCGGAGAAAAAAAAGAAAAAAGAAAAAAAAUAUAUGUAAAAAAGGAAGAAAGUAUUUGAAACGUAGCCGAUUGGUCCACGGUGAGAGUCUCGUUGUAGAAUAUCUCGUGUAUAAUGACGCGUGUAUGAUACUCGGUUGGAUCGUGUGUAUACUUUUUAGCCUCUAUUUAGUUAUGGGCAAAUGUGUUUUUACUCGUAUGUUUAACGUUUAGUUUCUAUUUAAGUUGUUUACAACCUGUCACUGAUGCGCCUGUGUAGCAGACAGGAUUUAUUAACAUGUAAUUUUUAGCGUAAUAACCCACCCACUGAUGACUACUCCCCCUUCCGUUCUUUCUUCCCUUUCGAAAAUCGUGCGAACGAGCCGCCAUUUUUUUUCUUUUACGGACCGGUCCACGUUCAAUUUGCGGCGACAGUCGGUUUCGAAUGCUGAUGAAAUGCCAGAAACACACAUUUUCGGGACCACGCUUUCUUUUUUUUUUUUUUUUUUUUAUAGGUUAUGAUUAGUUCACGCUGGACACUUUCAACCCAGUAGACGACCCAUUUAAAAAAAAAAAGAAAAAAGAUAAAAUUACACAACAGACGACGAGAUGGACGAACCACUAGCGUUAAUAGGUCACGUACGAGCUCUCUGAGUGGCUCUGAAGACAGCUGAUAGUCGUAGAACGUCCAUUGGCAGCGUUACUGUGCUCGUCUCAUGGUGUCCUUCCGUCUGAACUCGAAUAUCACCGAACCAUUAAGCAAUAAAAAAAAUGCUAUCAAUCGGACACUGUUCGGAAAAUGCCUAUCGAUGGACGUUCGCAACAAUAACUGUAUUUAUUUAGCGGCACACAUGGUAUGGUACUAUCAACUGAAUAAUAUCGAUCAAACUUAUUAAACGUAACGUUUUAGAUGACGAAACAAACGAUGAAAAAAGGGGAAAAAAACGUGUCUUGUAUGAACGAAGCGAUUGAAAGCGAAAAACAACGGACAACGGUUCUUCUCUCCUCCUCGAUUCGUUUCGACGAAAAUCGUUCGACUUAUGUCGCGUUAAGUGUAUAAGAUAAGAAUCCACGAAGAUGAACGAAUCGAUCGAUAGAGAGAGAGAGAGAGAGAAAGAGAGAGAAAGAAAGAAAGAGAGAUAGAGGCAGAGCUGCAACUAAGAUUCCAGCUGCAGAAUCAAUUUCCACACACAUAUAUAUAUAUAGAGUUGAUGCGCGUUAUAGCGCAUCGACAUUUCAAAGUAUUCGCUUCUCGUGGAUGAAUGAAAACAAAAAAAAAAAAAAAGAAGAAAAACAAAAAAAAAAAAAGAAGAUGAAAAGAAGAAGAAGAAGAAAAAAAAAGAAACAAAAACAUAGUGCAAGCUGCCCUGGCCAAAUCGAGGCGGGGGAAUUUUUUUCAUUCACACACUCGAUUGGUCGUCCACUCGAGCCUCAAUUGUUGAAGAUACUUGUACCUGGAUGACUGAUAAUAUAGGAAGAAAUUUUUAAAUCGACAGUUUUCGAACUCCUCAGACUGCUCAGGGUAGACUGUUGACCUAGAAAAAAGAAAAAAGAAAAAAAAAAAAGAAGAAAAAAGAAGGAAAGAAAGAAUAUCCAAUUUCCGUUUUUAACAUGGAAGCAGAUUCAAACAUGGGGACAGAGUAACAGUCUGCAUCUUCUAUGGUCGGCUAUAUCACGUUGACGAGAUUGAACCAGAGUUCACGUACAAGUGUCCUUAAGGCCGGUUAGGUGGAGCAGCUCGAGAAGAGAUUCGGGUGUCGCCCGAAUUGGACACUAUAUAUAAAUUCAGAGCCGCGUCUUUGUGGACGUACAGCAAGCGUGUUCGUGAGGUAUUGGCGCGAAAUUGUGCGAUACCGUUCCCUUAUCGUGAUAAUUAAUUAUAAACCCACCCCCUCAGAUGAUUUCUUCUAUGAAGAAACAGGCGACACCUGCGUUCAACCCGCCAGCAAUUCGUUUUGGAUGAAGGAAUAAAUUCAGAAAUCGUUGCUAGCCACUCUAGGUCAGGAUAUAUCCACUGCCUGGAAUAGUUUCUUCGAGAGCUGCUUCACCUAGGUCCCUGAAGCUGGAUAUCGUCCAACAAAACUAGUAGCAAUAGAACUCGUCCAAUCAAACUAUUGGAUGAUAGUUGACAGACAGCUGUGAUUCAAACUGAAUUCGACUUCGGACGACCCUCUCCUCCGCAAGGAGAAUAGCUAAAUCGUGUUUCAAGCAGGAAACUUUUCUCCUCUGUGGUCCUAAAUUCGGGGAAUUUUUCUAUUUAAAAAAAAAAAAAAAUGAAGAAGAAGAAGGAGAAAGAGAAAAGAAGAUAUUCAGAAAAAAAGUUAAAAAAAGGAAAAAAACAAGAAAAAGAAAAAAAAGAAAAAAAAAAUUUGGAAGGAAUUUCGGUUAUUCUCGAUCCUUCCCUCCGAGAUUCUCGUCCUGUUAGCUAACUCUCGAUAGUACUUAAUACGCAAUCCCAACGUGAUCUGGAAUAACCUAGGUUCCAUCUUUCCAACAUCUUCGUUCAACCAACUUUUUGGCAUUUCGAGGAAAACGAAAUUGAUCGCGAGGACCGCAAAGGAAGCAAACUCGUUGAAAUCAGUCCGGUUUUAAAUAAUAGCGAUUCUGUAAAUAAAGAAAAAAAAAAUAUAUAAAAGAAAAAAACGAGUGUUGUAAAUGAUUAAAAGAGUAAAAAAAAAAAAAAAAAAGAAAAGAAAAAGAAAAAAAAAAGAGCUACGUUCCCGUCGGAUUGCGUUGCAAAGCUGCAUAAGUAGUCCGAACAUACUUAUAGAGUUCGAAGAAAUGAGAGAUUGAGAGAAGGCGUGUAUUUGGCUUAGGGACGUUGUUCACAGAGACAUUCUGUCCGUGUAUGAAAAUUUGUGGAUCUUUUCUUCCCCUCCGUUCCCGUGUUGUAUAUUAGCUCAUAAGAUAUAGGAAAUGAAAAUGAAUUUUUAUUGGUGACUAGAGAUCACGAUUCCACGCAAUUGACCGAUCGUUAAUCGUCGUAUUACACGUAUACAACACUUUACAGAUUUUUAUGCGUUAUUCGCAAUAUAUUUUAUACACGGAUAAAUGUUUCUGCGGUCAAUUUUUCUAAGUAUGGAUGUCUCUGCACACGUCUUGAGGGGUGUUCCUUGCUCUCGUAAAGCGCGUAAGGUUAAUUCAUGUACACGUAUUGUAUAACGUCUACCUUUCUCUCGUAAGGAGCAGUGUUCAUCCUGAACCUAUUAUUGCUGUGUAAUAAUUAUAUUAGAGAAGAAAAAAAAGAAAAGAAAAUGAAAAAAAAAAAAAAUAAAUAAAUAAAACAAAGAAUAUAAAGAAGGAUAAUACGAGGAUAAAUGAUGAUUGAAUAAUGCGGCGAAUCGAGUUGAUACAUUUAUGAUCCGGACACCUUUUGUUGCGUAUUUGUUUGAAUCUUUCGUUGUAAAAUGAUUGACUUGUAUUAUUUGAAUGUAUGCUCGUACACCUUGACUCUAUAACUGAUGAUUAAUAAAAUAUUUUAUGUCACUAA